This is a messenger RNA of Salpingoeca rosetta, 1103 nucleotides long. Its product is annotated as Rab5c. The record is from RefSeq and is a predicted model, not a curated record. Gene Ontology annotation, molecular function: GTPase activity; GTP binding. The transcript has 6 exons. The coding region runs from base 239 to 835 and encodes 198 amino acids. NCBI's taxonomy places the organism in Eukaryota, Choanoflagellata, Craspedida, Salpingoecidae.
GGUGUAAGGUUUGGGUCGUCAUUGUGGUGUUUGUUUGUGGAGGAGCAACAGACAGCAGACAGAACAGUUUUUUGUCAAGCGAAACAAGCAAGACACACACCGAAAGACCUGACCUCGAACCACGUCUCGAUCCGUGAUCCCUGCAACUCACACCCACAGCACACACCUCCCCUUCCCCUUCCUCUUCCUCUUCCUCUUCCUCUUUCUCUUUGAUUCACGCCGAGCCCUGCCUGCCGCAAUGCCAAGACCAGAGAACGUCAAGCUUGUGCUCCUUGGCGCCUCUGGCGUGGGCAAGUCAAGCCUGGUGCUACGGUUCGUCCGCGAUGAGUUCAGAGACCAUCACGAGAUUACCGUCGGAGCUGCAUUCCUGAGCAAAGUUGUGGACCUGCCAAACUCGCGACAAAUCAAGCUUGAGAUUUGGGACACAGCCGGCCAAGAGCGUUACAGAAGCCUUGCGCCCAUGUACUACCGCGGUGCACAGGGGGCGAUUGUGGUGUUUGACAUUACGCAGCACGAUUCCUUUGCGAGUGCGCGGGAGUGGAUCAAGGAGCUGUGGAGCCACACGGAGGAGGACAAGGAGAAGCCAUUGGUCGUCCUCGUCGGAAACAAAGUGGACAAGAGCAACGAGCGCCAAGUCAACCCAGCGGAUGUGCAAGCGUUUACACAGGCAAACAACAUCACUUACAUGGAGACGUCAGCCAAGACAGCCGUCAACACAUCUCGCGUGUUUGAGUACAUUGCGGAGGAGCUUGUGAAGAGGCGUGCGUCCAGCGACAGCGAUGACGACACGAGUGUGGACUUGGACCAGCCACAAUCGUCCGGUGGCUGCUGUUAGUAACGUCCACCUCUCCGCCCCCCCCUUUAUCUGUCGUUCCUCUUCCUGCGGCUGGUUUGUCAUGUGACAUGAUGUGUUCCGUCCCUCCGUGCAACAUCAACCACACCCGUGCUCCGCUGCACCACGUUAUUCAUCUUGCUGUCCUGCGUUUGCUUAGCUCGUCCCCUCAACCCCCAAACAACUUCCUCUACCUGCGCGCACACACACACUCUCUCCUUCCAUGUUCUGCUUCCGCAUUCCAUCAAAGCACAUAAACGAACCAAACACC